AGUAAUUGUGCGUUCCGUGGGCAUGACAAUGGACGAUUUGUUUUCUCGCGAGAUCAGCGGUUGCUCAGAUACCGACGUCAACAUCAGGGGGUUGGGGCUGUCGGAACUACCUGUGAGGAAACAACUCUAAAUAAACUAUUUCUAGGACCAAAAUGGAGGACUCUGGGAAAGCAUCAGAGGAUCCAGCCGAGUGUCUGGAGGAGUUCCAGCUGGUGCUCAGUGAGUUGGCAGAGGACCAGAGCAUGGACAAGAUUAGGGUGGAGUUUGAGAAGCUCAUUAGUGCUCUGAAGAAAUCCCGGGAGAAUGAGAAAAGGCUGAUGUCAAAAUGCAGGGAGCUAAAUGCUGAGAUUGUAUCCACCUCUACCAAAGUUGCAGCUGCGCUCAAACUGUCCCAAGAGGAUGAGACAACAAUAGCGUCACUAAAGAGGGAGCUGGAUAAAGCUUGGAAAAUGGUUGAUGCUGCCCAUGACAAGGAGAAGAAAGACAGAGACCUCAUCAAAAACUUAAAAGAGGAAGUUACCAAUCUGACCCAAAUUACAGACCAACAAACAGGCUUCUCUGAGAAUGAAGAGCACAGUGAACUUCAAAAAAUCGCAGAGGAACUGACUAAGGAGAGAGAUCGGCUGAUGACGACUGUGGAGGAACUGAGAGAUAAGCUGAACAAAGCUGCUGUUACCCAACAGGAGACAGAGGCCCAGAAACAGAGAGACAUGGAAAACAUCACUCAGCUGCAACAGGAACUCCAGGUACAGCAGAAUGAAAUUUCCAGGGAAAUAAGACUGAAGGAAAAACUGGACAAGGAAGUGAAACAGUUGCAGUUAGACCUGGAGGCCAGGAUGGGUGACAUUAAAGCCCUCAAUCAACAAGGCCAACGCACCAAAGAAGAGCAACAGAGAGUGGAGCAGCAGCUCAAAGAGCUAAAGGUCACGCAUGAGAGAACCACCAAGGAGCUGGAGCAGACGCAGGUGAAGAACAGCAAGUUGCAGCAGGAGUGUGAGCAGCUCUCCUCACUUAAAGAGCAUCUCAGCCUGGAGAAUCAGCAGAGAACAAAUGAACUCAAGACGAGGGAAGAGGAAGUGACACAAAUGCGCCAGGAGAUCGCCAAACAAAUGAAGAUGAGAGAAAUCAUCCAGAAGAAGUUCAAUCAAAUGGAGGACCAGAAAUCUGAGGUGGACGUACAGAGGGAGACACUGAAGGCCCAGAUAGUUGGUCUGGAGAAAGAUCUUGAAUCUUCCCAAAAGCAAGUGGAGGCUGACAAGAAAGCCAUAGAUGAGCUGAUCAGAGAGAGAGACAUCCUGAAUAAGAACAUGAUUAAAGCUGCACAGUCCACGGAGAAACAGCAGAACAUAGUGAAGCUCCUGGAACAGGACAAGAAAACAUUGGAGAAUGAAAUCAAUGGGUAUCGUCAGGAGGCGCAGAAACAGCGAAAGAUCAUCCAGCAGCUGGAGAAGGAGCGGGACCGCUACAUCAACGAGACCAGCAGCCUCAUGCAGAAGGUGCAACAAAAAAUGAGCGAUGUCGAAGUUCAAGAGAUGGAGAUAUUUGACUGGAAGAAGAAGGUCACUCAGGCAGAGUGUAAACUGAAGCAGCAGGAGAACCUGCUGGAGUCGGUCGUGGCUGAGAGGAACCUUUACAGCAAGAACCUCAUCGAGGCUCAGGAGGAGAUUGCAGAGAUGAAGAGAAAGAUGAAGACCAUGAACAACCAGGUCACUCGUCUGAGAGACGAGAUCACAGGGAAGGGGAUGGCUAUAGGCAAAAAUCAGGCGGAAUUCAAGCGCCUGGAGAAAGAUAACGAGUCCCUGAAGGCAGAGCUUCAGUUGGUCAAACAGCAGCUGGAGGAAUCCAAGCAGCGUGUCGAAAGUCAAAAGGCAGAGCAGCAGAAACUACAGAAGAUCAUCGCUGAUGCUGACGCUGAGCAGAUGCAGCAGAAGAAACAACUAGACCAGGUGGCCAGAGAGCGGGACAGUUUGGGAAAACAGCUGCUACGGCGCAACGAUGAGCGCUCGCUUCUGUUUGAGAAGAUCAGGAUUCAGCAGUCGAUCCUCAGCAAGGGCGACUUCCACUACAGUCAGAGGAUGGAAGACGUUCGUCUUCUUAAGCUGGAAGUCAAGAGGCUCCAGCGCAAGAAAACCAUCCUGGACAAGGCCGCGCCAAACACUGAGGACCUGAGACGGGAAAUGUUCCACCUGCAGAGGGAGCUGCUCAGAGAACGGAUGAGAAACAGUGUGUUGGAGGAACAGCUGAAGCCCAUUAAUAUCCACCGAUGGAGGCGACUGGAGGGCAAUGAUCCUGACAAAUACGGACUCAUCCAGAAGAUUCAGUCUCUACAGAAACGACUUAUAGCUAAGACCCAGGAGCUUGAGGAACACGAACUUCUACUGCAGGAAAAGGAGAAGCUGUACGUGGAGCUGAAACACAUUCUGGCCCGGCAGCCUGGUCCAGAGGCCGCUGAGCAGCUCCAACAGUGUCAGUGGGCUCUCAGAGAGAGGACUAAGAAGCUCAAGGUAUUGAUUGCAGAGCUGAGGAUGUUGGACUCAAAAAUGAACGAGUACAAAAGUGAGAACCAGAGAUUGGCCAAUGAGCUCGCAAACAUCAAGAAGAAGUACCUCAGUCAGAAGAAGCUCCACAGUGAGCAGAUGACUCGGUCCAAAGUGGAGCAGCUGGAGUCUCUGCCACAGCUGAGCAGCAAAUCUCACUUCACUGGAGGAGGCUUCAGGAUUGACAACCCUGUGAGAAGAUGAUGGACGUUGGUAUCUUUAUUUUGAAAUGUGUCUGCUUCACAUUCUCCACAGUUUUUGAAAAGGACAGUAAAUAAAAACAAAAAAUGUAGUCUUGAUCACACAUAUAUUCCUUACAGCUGUCUCUCUGAACAACUCUGUGAUGUUACUGGUAUUUCAUUAAAGGUAAUGCUGUGAACAGCGCAAAUUCCAAAACACACUUACCCAAAAUAUGAUCAUAUUUAUUGACCAAACUAAAAUACAGUAAUUUAAUAUUGUACAUUUAAGAAUAUAUAAAUUAAGUUGGUACUUAAUUACGAAGAUUGUUUUUUUCUUAAUUGUUUAAAUAAGAUUAUCAUUAUUAGAAAGAUAGAUUUUUAAAGCUUUUAAAUUCCAUCUGUGUUGUCAUAUCAUUCUAACCUGGUGCCUAAUAUUGACUUAUUACUCUAGUAUCUGUAUAAAGUCACUUAAAAUCAGAAAUUUAGUUUGGGUGAAAAAGUAAAUCAUUUUGUCAUGGCUUUUUUUGACGUGAAGUACCUGAAAUCACCACAAGAUGUCAGAAUAAGAAAGAAAAUUAUUGUUCAAAUUAUGACAGUCAGGUUUGCAGUAGUGGCUUUUAAGUAUUCAGUCACCUUAGUGGAAACAUCUAACUUGUAUUUCGACAAUAUUUUGAAUAUGAAAACAUAUACAUAUAUUUUCUUACAAUAAUGUAUUUAAGUGCAUUUCGGGAAUACUGUGGAUAAAAGAAAACUAGUCUAAAACUAGUCCCUGGGUGUCUGUGCCAAGUGUGUACACACACAACCAUAAACCUUAUAUAUAUAUAUAAUUGUGAUUUCUGUACGCCCUUCAACUAAAUAAUUUGUUUUACAGCAGAAGCUUUAUCACAUUUUCUUACACGACUCCACUUCGCUCCAAAGCCACUACGUGUUGUUGUUGGCUGUGUGUUGACAGCCGGCUGCAAGGUGAGACUUAUCUACUUCUUAUUCCACACUGUUACUUCCCUGGCCAACCCAAUUACAGCAUAACCAUGGCAACCAGUAUUUAUGCAGGGCUGGCUGUGUGAGGGAUGUUGCUGUAGCAAAGGCAGAGCCCUCGGACUGGGACAGAUCUGCUGCAUUCUUUCUUUUUUUUCUUUGUGUGUGUGUGUGAGGAAAGCCUUUUUACAGUGUAAGUCUCUGAGGCUGAACAGGAUGUUCUGUAAAAAACUGAUGUUGAACAGAUAACACAUCCAGGAUGAUAAAUGAUAAUAAUUAAUAUAACCAGAUUCACUCAUUGGUUUAUGUUGUAUAUAGAAAAAUAUGAUCCACCGUGUCAGGUGAUUAGAAAAUCACUAAAUGAUAGGAAAGAAAGUGCAGAUUCUGCCAGAGAUGGAGACAACAAAAUAAAGGCAGUGUGGUAUUUAGCAGCAUCUAGUGGUGAAGUUAUGUAAUGUAAGUGAAAAUCUCAAUGUCUCAAGUUUCAGCAUUUUUGUCCAUGUUGCAUGUGAAGAACACUGGAUCAGUCAAAGCAGAUUAAGUGUUUAUAAUGUCUACUAUUUACUAUUUGCUACUUUCUGCUAUGAUUAAUAACCAUAGACCAUUUGUAAAAAGUAAAUAUUAUACAAAUGGCCAAAAUGUCCCCAGUUAAAGACUGAUGUUUUCUGGAACACCUAUCGUAAUAAAACUUACAGAAUUGAGGAAAUUAUACUUAACUUAAGAAGUUAUGGAGAGCUGGUCUGAAACAUUUGUUUAGUCAUCUUUGAUAAAGCAUACCUAAUAGUUUACAUUUUUGUUUUCCUACUCAGUUUUAGCUUCAGCUAAAUUAAUGUAUUUUGUUUUACUUUUUAAGACUUUUUAAAUUUAAUGGUACAGUUGAUUUCUUCCCCAUCUUCAGUUUUCAAUAUAUACAUUUCUUAUUUCUGGUCUGAUAAGUAAAGAUUAUCCAACAAUAAGACUAAGAAAAAAAACUGGUUUAUUUAACAAUGUAUUUAACCUGGGAUUUUAUUUUAUUGUAUUUUAUUUUCUAUAGGCCUAUGUUAAACUGACGGAGCAGACAGC
This is a messenger RNA of Cynoglossus semilaevis (tongue sole), 4753 nucleotides long. It is a transcript of the gene cfap58, whose product is annotated as cilia and flagella associated protein 58. The transcript is spliced from 19 exons. The record is from RefSeq and is a predicted model, not a curated record. The coding region runs from base 153 to 2741 and encodes 862 amino acids. Gene Ontology annotation, cellular component: cytoskeleton. Lineage: Eukaryota; Metazoa; Chordata; Actinopteri; Pleuronectiformes; Cynoglossidae.